Molecule: messenger RNA, 2006 nt
Organism: Myripristis murdjan (pinecone soldierfish)
Lineage: Eukaryota; Metazoa; Chordata; Actinopteri; Holocentriformes; Holocentridae
Gene: arl4cb
Product: ADP-ribosylation factor-like 4Cb
Exons: 1
Coding region: 631-1209 (192 amino acids)
Molecular function (GO): GTP binding; GTPase activity
Source: RefSeq, a predicted model, not a curated record
UCGCAGGGGGAAGAGCCUCUGACAUGAACCGGUGAUCAUCGGCGGAUUUUACGCGUCAUUUUCCCUGCUUGACCACCGGACCGGUGUCCCAUCACCGCUCCCAAGCUGAAUUUCAAGCGCACUCCAUCCGCAGGAGAGGAUCUGUGUUUUUUUUUUUUUUUUUUUCUUUGAACAGAGAGCUCGGGGAGACCUGCAGGACUUACGGCAGGGAGACGGCUGGCUGAGUCAGUGAAGGAGACAGACAAGGGCUGGGCUUGUGACCGGCUUCCAUCCUGUCCUUCAGAGCUUCCACAUCGUCCUGAGGGUGUCCGAGGAGUUGAAGGAGGGUGGUAUGUUCUGGUGUCGCCAAAUGGACGUGAGUGUGUGGGGAGAAUGCUAAUGAACGGCGCGCUGCGUCCUGCCCAGGCGCACAGUGCCACUCGCUGCUGCUGAGGGCCACAGCGGAGGAGAUCGCUCAUUCAAAACGCACCAGGGCCUCUACAUCAGCCGACUUCAGACUCCACCCUUGCAAGACAUUAUAUCGUUUCACCCCAUGAAUUAAUUAACCAACAUCUCCAGCAUCUGAGGUGUGUAUUUUCCCGACAGGACGUGAAGGGAGGGUGGGCAUCCCUUCCACCAGCUGCUGAAAAAAUGGGAAACAGUUUUUCUAACAUCUCUGCCUUCCAGUCUCUUCACAUUGUGAUGCUGGGUUUGGACUCUGCCGGUAAAACCACUGUUCUUUACAGACUCAAGUUCAACGAAUUUGUCAACACUGUGCCAACCAUCGGAUUCAACACUGAGAAGAUCAAGCUCAGCAACGGCACCGCCAAGGGGAUAAGUUGUCACUUCUGGGAUGUGGGGGGCCAGGAGAAGCUGAGGCCCCUGUGGAAGUCCUACAGCCGCUGCACGGACGGGAUCAUCUAUGUUGUGGACUCGGUGGACGUUGACAGGCUAGAGGAGGCCAAGACUGAGCUGCAUAAGGUCACCAAAUUCGCUGAGAACCAGGGCACGCCGCUCCUGGUGAUAGCCAACAAGCAGGACCUGCCCAAGUCUCUGCCAGUGGCGGAUAUUGAGAAGCAGCUGGCUCUCCAUGAACUCACCCCAUCCACCACUUACCACGUCCAGCCCGCAUGUGCCAUCAUAGGCGAGGGACUUCAUGAGGGCAUGGAUAAACUCUAUGAAAUGAUAGUCAAAAGGAGGAAAUCUCUAAAGCAAAAGAAGAAGCGAUAACAGCGGCCCAUAAAGGGUGUGUAGUCCAGUGUGCUACACAAAAUUACUGUAACUAAAUACUAUUCGGGUAUGCCAAUGUUGCCCUAACAAGAGGUUUACUUUGCAGUGAUUUUUGUAUAUCUUUUCGUUUGGGUUAUUGUCAAACUAGUUCGACGCUGUGAACCCCUGCUGAAUGAUGCUUUUGCACGCAUGAGGGUGCCUCUAUGGGUGCAGAAUAUAUACCAAGGUUAACCAAAUAAAGAAAAGAAACUUGAAAUGACUUUAGGACUCUUAGGAACUACAGCAUUGAGAAAGAUAAACGGGCUGGCCCGUUACUUGCUGCUCUACCAUGGAUUUUCAAUAUAGCUGGACAUUUUACUUUGAAGAAGCUCCUACGUUGUAGCUCACUGAGUACUUUUAUGGACAUUUCGAUUUUUUUUGUUUUGUUUCGUUUUGUUUGAUCCACAAGGUCCUCCAGGAAUGCUCCUGUGGAAACACAAGUUUUAUUUUGCACGUGGCUUGGGUCAUUUUCACUUCUGCCCUCUGCUCUUCUGAGAAAGACUGAUGCCAAGACUUUGUCUGUCGUAGGGGUCUGCUGGUAUGGAUGUCAUGCAGAUGAUCACAAGGUUUUUGGAGCAUUGAAGUAGCCUUUACUAUAACGUAGUGGGCUGAGGAUAGCAUUGCCUGCAACGUGUCCACUACUUUGCACUUUUCAUUUCCUAACAAAAUAGUAGAGUACUACACUGUAUAGAGGAGCAGAUCCAGAUGGUUUAUGUACUAAGAAGCCAAAAUUGAAGUAUUUUUUGAGUAUUAAAAGA